This is a messenger RNA of Triticum aestivum (bread wheat), 2052 nucleotides long. Its product is annotated as putative FBD-associated F-box protein At5g22720. The coding region runs from base 42 to 1256 and encodes 404 amino acids. NCBI's taxonomy places the organism in Eukaryota, Viridiplantae, Streptophyta, Magnoliopsida, Poales, Poaceae. The record is from RefSeq and is a predicted model, not a curated record. The transcript is spliced from 3 exons. Gene Ontology annotation, molecular function: protein binding.
CCUCGAUUCGUUCCCUAUCCCACACCACCAAGCCGCCAGCCAUGGAGGCGGCGGCCUCAGCAGCUGUUGCGGCCGCCAAGGAGACGGCGCUGGCUGCGGCUGCUGCAGCAUCGGCUGCUUCCAAGGAGGCGGCGGCGGCGGCGGCGGCUGCGACGGAGGCAGCGGCGACUGCCAAGGAGGCGGCGGCGAAGGCUUCGGCUGCUGCGUUAAACGCGAAGGAGGCAGCGGCUGUGGCGACGGCUACAGGGGAGGCGGUGGCUGCUACCGUUGCUGCUGCGAUGGCGGCACUGCAAGCUUCAAAGAAGCGUAAGUUCCAUCUUGUCGACGACCAAGAUCCGCCGGGGAGUGGCAACUGCGAUGAUGUUGAUGGGGGGAUUGUCGAUCUCACUGAUGAUGUUGAUGGGGGGAGCGUCGAUCACAUAAGCCGCGUCCCCGACGCCGUCCUCGGCACCAUCUUGUCUCUUCUCCCCACUAAGGAAGGUGCCCGCACGCAGGUCAUCUCUCGCCGGUGGCGUCCGCUCUGGCGCUCCGCUCCUCUGAACCUCGCGGUUGACGGUGGACCCAAUAGCAAGGAACUGAUUACAAAGAUCCUCUCUGAGCAUCCUGGCCCCGCACGCCGCUUCUCGGUCCGCAUCUUUCAGAACGACGACAAGAUCGAAGGCUGGCUUAGUUCCAAAGCCCUGGACAACCUACAGGAGUUCGAGCUCAUCUACACGUUCUGGGGCAGCAACUGGGAGAAGUUGUGCCUGCUGCCAUUGUCCGUGUUCCGCUUUUCGCCCACUCUCCGCGUGGCCAAAUUCUGCGGCUCCCAUUUCCCCAGGAGUAACUUGAUUGUGCAGCUGUCCCUGAAGUUUCCGUGCCUCAAGCAGCUGACCCUGGAAAAGGUCACCAUCUCGGAGGAUGUUCUCCAGAGCAUGCUCUCUGGCUGCCCUGCCUUGGAAUGCCUUGAGCUGAUGAUGGUUUUUGGCAUUGAUCGCCUCUGCAUCAGCUCCCAAACUCUUAAAAGUUUAGGCUUCUGCGCAGAAUGGAGUAUUCGAGGUGUCACUCUGCAUGAGUUAGUCAUUGAGGACGCCCCGUGCCUUGAGAGAUUGCUACGUUUUAAUCCAAUAGGCACAAAGACCAUAAAGAUAAUUGGCAGGACACCUAAACUGGCAAUAUUGGGUAUGCUGUCUGAACAUAUAUCUGAAUUCCACCUUGGAAGUUCGGUUUUUCAGAAAAUGAUUGCUGUCAGUUUGACAACCAAAUGCACAGCAUGAGGGUUUUGGUUCUCAGCUCCGCUGGCCCUAAUCUGGAUGCAGUGGUUAACUUGCUCAAGUGCUUUCUUCGCUUGGAGUGGUUGCAUGUCACUUUCCAGUUAAGGGAGGUUAUCAAUAAUGUCCGGAGUUAUGAUCCACUGGACCCAAUUGAAUGCCUUGAGCUCCAUCUCAAAAAGGUGGUGUUGAAGAAUUAUGACGGCCUCUGUGGUUCAUCUAUUAACUUUGCCAAGUUCUUUGUUCUGAAUGCAAAAGGGCUAAAGGAAAUGAAAAUCACAUUGCCUUACCACCGCCAACACAAAUGGUUUGCUAAUCAGCUCAGCAUGCUGCGAGUCAACAGUAGAGCUUCACGAGAUGCUCGAAUUGAAAUGAGAUGUGGCAGUCGCGAGUAUUUCACACACAUCAGGUGUACCCAUGAUUUGUCAAUGGACAACCCUUUUGACUUGCCCCACCGAGGAUGCUUGAAGUGUGAAGAGAAGGGUCUGGGAGAUGCUGUAUACACAUUUAAUUAGAACUUGGGCUGCCAAGACCACCAACGUGUGGUGCUAGCCAGUAAGCCUACAAUCCUUCUUGGAUGUAGUUGGUGCCCAUCUUGAAAAUUGUCUUGCCUUCUUUUCAAAGCCCAAGCUUUUGUAUCUAGCCUAUAAUGUUGUCCCAGCCUUCUACUACUUCAUUUAGCGAUGGAAUGUUUUGUGGCACACGGGAUUUUACCAGGACAAAGGAGGUGGUGUCUAAGCUCAUGCUUCAAAUCCAAACUUGUGUAAUGUACUUUUUGUUUUAUCGUUCUUGAUGUGGUUCA